CUCAGGAUAGUCAACACAUCAGUCCUCAUAUAUAUAUAAGAUAGUCCGAGGUGCCUGACCUGCUAAACAGCGUCACACACUUCCUACUGAGGAGAGACAGUCCAGUAGUCAGCAUGAACAAACUGGUGAUUGUCAGCAUACUUAUCGCACUCUUCGCCUUGGGUGCCGAGAGCUUCCGUUUGAAAAGAGAGAUUGUGGACGAGGAGGAAAAGGGACCAGUUACCGCUCUGAUAGACAAACUGAAGAACUAUUAUGAUUAUAGUUUGGGUGUUGCUGGUUCAUACGUAGAGACGAUCAAGGAUCUCAAACUGAAUGAGAAAGCCAGGAACCUGUAUGAGGAGACAACAGGAGCUGCCCGCACAUAUGCAGGCAUAUUCCAGGAUCAGCUCUACCACAUGAUCUACUCUUCGGAGAGCGCUUAAACUCUUUAUUCUCUUAGAACUCCUUUUUCAUGAACUCUGGUCCUCAGUCACUCAAAGCUGAAGCUUCUUACCACAACCCUGAAGCAGCUACAAGGCGCACAUAACCAAUAACUUCCUGUGGCACGAAGCAAAGCUGUGUUCCCUCCUGAAGGUCAUCACGCCACAUCAUGUGCAUACAGCACCAUAGCAAUGGUCACAGCAAGGGCUUAAAAUGCUGUAAACAUUUUAUAAACCAAGCCUACUACAUAUGACUACAACAACAGUGGUGAUUUAUUCAGUGUGUGUUAGUAGCUCUCAAGUGCACUUUUGUAUUAAUUGAUCUAGGACCUGUAAUAACUUCUUGUCCUAUAAACAUUUACUGAUGUAUGUCAAACAAUGCAAUGUAAUAAAUAAUGAAAAUAAACCCAAACAUUUGUAGAAAGUA
Molecule: messenger RNA, 846 nt
Organism: Tachysurus fulvidraco (yellow catfish)
Lineage: Eukaryota; Metazoa; Chordata; Actinopteri; Siluriformes; Bagridae
Gene: apoc2
Product: apolipoprotein C-II
Exons: 4
Coding region: 114-422 (102 amino acids)
Biological process (GO): lipid metabolic process; lipid transport
Cellular component (GO): chylomicron
Molecular function (GO): enzyme activator activity
Source: RefSeq, a predicted model, not a curated record